CGGAUAUUUCGAUGUUUUGGGGGUUUCCGCGAGAAUGAGACCAAGGGGAUAAGCUUGUGCUUUGAUUUUCGCAUCCAUCAGUCACAUGGCAAGGGGCACCUAUGAGCAGUGUCAGUGACAGAUCCUGACGUAGGGACCUAGUUAUUUAUUAUCUUCAGCUCGUCCAUCCCCAAACCUUUUUCUUUCUUUCGUAAGCUACCCACCUACGUAUCCUCGCUCUUUGCUUGCACACGACGGAAGAAGCAAACAGAUACUGCAAGGCUGCAUUAUUUCCUCUCCCUCCCCGAAACAAUCACGCUUGGUUGCCUGGGCCCGUUUGCACUCUCCACCAUAACAACCUUAGUAGUACCAACGCUACCGUUGAUUCUUCCUACAUAAACUAAUCCAAUUCUUCUCUUUUUUCUUCUUCUCUCCUUACAGCACUUUAAUUUUGGAACAUUGCCAUGGCUACGACCACACCCGUUACGGCGCCCACCAACGCAAUGGUCGAAGAGACUCGUCUCUCGUCUGACGAGAAGACCGAAGUUGGAUCCAACAACAUCCUCGACACUUCAGCCGAUAACAAGGAGCAGCAGGCUGGCUCUGUAACCGCCAGCAACAACAAUGCCGCUGACGAGCAGCCUCAGUACCCUGGCGCUGCAAAGCUUACCCUCAUCAUCUCGUCUCUCUGUCUCGCCAUCUUUCUCGUUGCUCUUGACCAGACCAUCAUCGCUCCCGCACUCGGCGCCAUCACAGCGCAGUUCCAGAGUGUCAAGGAUAUUGGAUGGUAUGGAUCUUCGUACCUUCUUACCACCACUGCUUUGCAGCCCAUGUACGGAACUAUCUACAAGUACUUCAAUGUCAAGAUUGCGUAUCUCGCUGCCGUCUUCAUCUUUGAGAUUGGAAGUUUGAUCUCUGCUGUUGCGCCGUCUUCUGUCGCUUUCAUUGUCGGCCGAGCCAUUGCAGGAAUUGGAACGGCUGGUCUCUUUUCCGGAUCUAUCGUUAUCCUCUCCCUCAUCAUGCCUCUCGAAAAGCGUCCUCUUGCCUUUGGUCUUAUCGGUGGUAUGUGGGGUAUCGCCUCCGUUGCUGGCCCUCUUCUCGGAGGUGCCUUUACUGAACAUGCCACCUGGCGCUGGUGUUUCUACAUCAACCUUCCCAUUGGCGGCUUGGCCAUGCUCAUUGUCUUCUUCUUUGUCAAGGUUAACCGCAAUGACUCGAACACUAUCAACAUGACCUUCAUGGAUCGUCUUCGCAAGCUCGACCUUGCUGGCGCCGCCAUUUUCAUCCCUGCCAUUAUCUGCUUGCUCCUUGCUCUGCAAUGGGGUGGUGCUGAAUAUCCCUGGAACAACUCGCGUAUCAUCGGUCUCUUCUGUGGCUUUGGAGCCAUGAUUGCCAUCUUCAUUGGCAUCCAAUUCUGGAAGGGUGAUGAGGGAACUCUCCCGCCUCGUCUAUUCAAGAACCGGGACACUUUGUCCGCCAUCAUCUUCGCCAUGUUCUUUGGUGCCGGUUUCUUCCCUCUCAUCUACUAUCUCUCUCUUUACUUCCAGGCCAUCCAGGGUGUUAGCGCCGUCCAGGCUGGAAUCAAGAUUCUCCCUCUCCUGCUCGCGACCGUCCUCUGCUCUAUCGUCUCUGGAGGUGUCAUCACCGCCAUUGGCUACUACAGCUAUGUCAUCAUCCCCUGCAUGGUUCUCUACACUGUCGGGUGUGGCAUGCUCACAACCCUCGAUGUGCAUUCCCCUCUCAAGGAGUGGUUUGGCUACCAAGUCAUCGCUGGCUUGGGCAUUGGUGCUGGUUUCCAAAUCGGUGUCCUUAUCAUUCAAACUGUCUUGCCUCAAGAAUGGGUUCCUGUUGGCACCGCUGUUGUUCAGUUCGGCCAAGCCUUUGGAGGUGCCAUCUUCGUGGCCGUGGGCCAAACUGUCUUCCAAAAUGGCCUCAUUGACACACUGAAGGCCGAUAACAUUGGUAUCGACCCGACUAUCUUCAUCAACACUGGAGCUUCAGAGAUUGAGGAUACUCUGAGAAAGAUGGGCCGCAUUGAUGCGCUCGACGCUGUCCUCAAUGCGUACAUGAAGGGUCUCAGAGACACCUUUUACACCUCUCUUGCUUGUGCUGCCUGUGCCCUGAUUGCUUGCCUAUGCUUCCGAUGGAAGUCUGUCAAGAAGGGCCCAGACGGCGAGGACAGAAAGGCCGAGCCUGCUGUGCCUGUCUGAAUGGAUCGUGGGAUCGAAGCGUAAUUUGGCGAUUGGAAUUUUGCAUAGAUACCCUCGGAUGUCUCUCUUCUCUUGGUUGCAUUUGGCGCUGGUAGUAAUAAGUGUCUAAUAUCAUAGAAGGUUAAUAAAAGUGGUCUUACAGUACGAAGACUCCUCAUUGUGUAUCA
Fusarium verticillioides 7600 is the source of this 2356-nucleotide messenger RNA. RefSeq lists its product as hypothetical. Gene Ontology annotation, molecular function: transmembrane transporter activity. The coding region runs from base 444 to 2189 and encodes 581 amino acids. NCBI's taxonomy places the organism in Eukaryota, Fungi, Ascomycota, Sordariomycetes, Hypocreales, Nectriaceae. Gene Ontology annotation, biological process: transmembrane transport. The transcript has 4 exons. The record is from RefSeq and is a predicted model, not a curated record.